Molecule: messenger RNA, 2570 nt
Organism: Populus nigra (black poplar)
Lineage: Eukaryota; Viridiplantae; Streptophyta; Magnoliopsida; Malpighiales; Salicaceae
Product: serine/threonine/tyrosine-protein kinase HT1-like
Exons: 5
Coding region: 725-2377 (550 amino acids)
Biological process (GO): protein phosphorylation
Molecular function (GO): ATP binding; protein kinase activity
Source: RefSeq, a predicted model, not a curated record
GAGAAAAAAAAUGAAAAGAAGCAAAAACAAAAAUAAUCCCUCUCUCCUUCUCUCUCCUUUCUCUUCUUCUCUCUUACCCUUUCCUUUUCCUCUAUCUUUCUCCGGCCGGUAGACCCACCAGCACAAACAUUCUCCGCCACCACCUUCCCUUUUUCUCUCUUCGUUGCGCCCCCGAUUCACCAUCGCCGCCAACGCCGGCCUCCUCUCCCCCCCUUUCCUUUCUCUCUUCCAGCAGCGGCCACAGCUCACAAUCACUACCGACCUUGCUUCUUGACGCCGGCAUCAGCAGCGUUGUCACCAUUCAUCCAUCUCACCAGGGUUCCUCCUCGUCCGAUCUCUGUCUCACCUCGGUUUUCUCUCGUCAACGGCAACCUCCACAACGCCUGAAAACAGCAGCCACCUCGGGCUGCCGUAAGAACAGAUAAUAACAACAACCAACCGCCACGAGUAGCAGCUUUGGAAGCCGUCCAAGCCGCCUACUCUUCAUCCUCUUCGAUCUCCCUCUAGGUAGCGGUGGGUUGCACCGCUGACAGAAUCAAGAAGAAUACAACGACCCUCUCCAGCUUCAUCCAACACGCCUCGAAGCAGCAUCGCCUCGUGGGACCAGACGUACCAGGCAUCGACGCGUGACUGGCACGCGCCGUCACCACUGUAGAGGCAGAAUCUUCAACAGAGGUUUCAGCGAUUGAAUUGGUGGGAUAGAGAAGAGGGAAAACAAAAAGAAAUGGAGGAGGAGGCUAACUCUUGGAUAAGGAGGACUAAUUUCUCUCACACAGUAUGUCACCGUUUGGAUUCUUCAAGGUUGGCUUCUUUUCCUAUCAAUAUUCGGACAGAGAGAAUUGUGGGCUUGAAAUCCAGGCCUGGAACAGGAACUGCUUCUCCCAAGCAGAAAUCACAGCAAUCCUUUUUUAAUCAAAACUCUCAACACUCCUUUCCCAAUCAGAAAUCACUUUCCUUUCCCAGUCAGAAAUCAUCAGUGUCUAAUAAUUCUCAGAUUCAGAGAAAUCCACUCACCAAUAAGCAAAGGUCUUUAUCUCCUCUCCCUAAAACAAUCCUUCCUGAUACUUUUAAAGAAGCAAGGUCUGUUAAUAAGAGAUUCUCGACGCCACUUCCUCGUAGAAAAGAUCAAAACAUGGGAAUUAUAGGAAAAUUUUUGCAUAAAGAGUUAAAAGAAACCAAGGAGAAGCUCAAUACAAGCCCACUUAGGCACUUAGCCUUGAUGAAGGGUGGUCAUGAAAAGUCUAGGAGCAAGAAGGACUCUGCUUGGACAAAGUAUUUUGAUCAUGGUGGAGGAAAGGUUAAUGCUGUGGAAGCAGCUGACGAAUGCAGUGUUGAUCUGUCUAAGCUGUUUCUCGGGCUUAGAUUUGCUCAUGGGGCACACAGUAGGCUUUACCAUGGUUUAUAUAAAGAUGAACCUGUUGCAGUUAAACUUAUUAGGGUACCAGAUGAUGAUGAAAAUGGAAACCUAGCAAUUCGAUUAGAGAAUCAAUUCAACAGAGAAGUCAUGCUUCUAUCUCACCUUCACCAUCCAAAUGUCAUUAAGUUUGUAGCAGCAUGCAGAAAGCCUCCAGUUUAUUGUGUUAUAACAGAAUAUUUAUCCGAGGGUUCCUUGAGAGCAUACUUGCACAAGCUUGAGCAUAAAAGUCUCUCCUUAGGGAAAUUAAUGACAAUUGCUCUGGACAUUGCUCGUGGAAUGGAAUACAUUCACUCUCAAGGUGUCAUUCAUAGGGACCUUAAACCAGAGAAUGUCCUUAUUGAUCAAGAGUUCCACUUAAAGAUUGCUGAUUUUGGUAUAGCUUGUGGAGAUGCAUAUUGUGAUUCCUUGGCUGAUGACCCUGGCACUUAUAGAUGGAUGGCACCUGAGAUGAUAAAAAAGAAAUCCUAUGGGCGAAAAGUUGAUGUGUACAGCUUUGGACUCAUCUUAUGGGAAAUGGUGGCUGGAACAAUUCCCUAUGAGGAUAUGACUCCCAUCCAAGCUGCCUUUGCAGUAGUGAAUAAGCGGAGGAUUUUGGACCAAAGCUGUUUUCGUUCUCUUUGUGUAAGGAAUGUGAAAUCUAGCGACAUAUUCAUCACCCUUGGUAUCUGCAUAAGUACUAGAUUAAUGAAUUCAAGACCUGUUAUCCCGAGGGACUGUCCUGCUGCCAUGGGAGCUCUAAUUGAGCAAUGCUGGUCAUUGCAGCCAGAUAAGAGGCCAGAGUUUUGGCAGAUUGUAAAGGUAUUGGAGCAAUUUGAAUCUUCUCUUGCUCAUGACGGAACCUUGAAUCUGGCACCGAACCCAACUUGCCAGGAUCAUAAGAAAGGAAUGCUCCAUUGGAUUCAAAAGCUUGGUACUGUGAAUCCUAAUAGCACACCAAUGCCUAAACCUAAAUUCACAUGAAUCUUUUUUUAUGGCUUGGCUUUUGUGAUGUACCCAGGUCACUUGUAAUUAAAAAGGGUUUUUUUUUAAGCCCCUUUAUUUGUACUCUUCUCAUGCGAGGGUCAAUUUAAGAGAUUGGUAGGCGUACUCUCACGUGAAAUGUCAUCUUUUUACAAAUAUACACAAGAAAUCAUCAUAAUUUGGGGUGUUCAAA